Durusdinium trenchii is the source of this 2511-nucleotide messenger RNA. The record is from the annotation of a GenBank genome assembly. NCBI's taxonomy places the organism in Eukaryota, Dinophyceae, Suessiales, Symbiodiniaceae.
CUUGCAUCUGGCCAGCACUGAAGCUGGGCGCCCAUAACGAGCCAUGGAAGAUUUGGAGGCUCAGGCCAAAGAGAUGGCAGAAAAGACCCUGCCAACAAGUCUUCCGGCUGCUGCUAGGGCAGCAAAGCUUCCAGCGAUCACACAAAAAAUAUUUGAGAGAUUGAAGAAACAGCGUGAAGAGUCAAAGCUGAAAGAAACUGAGGGAUUCAAAGCGACGAGCACACCCGGGCUGUCCGGCGGUGGGCCGCUGGUUGGGGGUGUAGAAGCGUCGCCAGCGCCACCCCCACCCCCAGUCCCACCUCCGCCUGAAGUACUUCGAAUUCCCAAAGUCGAGCUUUUUGGUGAUGAAUUAUGGUUUGAUGAUCCAGAGACGCGAAGAAGAUUACGCGAUUCGGUGAUUGAAGCUCACAGAGAAGAAAAGAUUCUUGUCGGAGCUCCUGCAGACGAGGUCGAGCGGAUCUGUCCGUCAAAUGGACGGGUCCUAGGUGCUGGAGCAGUUCUGCGGCUCGGCGGUGCCCAUCUUGGUGGUUAUGGGGAAUCAGAUGUCGCUUAUGCAUACCGACAACUGGCCAGAGUUUUGCACCCGGACAAGUGGCAGAAUGAAAGAGAGAAAGAGAAAGCUGUCGCAGCAAGCGCCUUCAAACGACUCUCGGAGGCUGCUGAUGAGCUCCGGCAAGCUCUUGCGGAGCAACGACAUGUAUUGAACACCCUAUUUGCCUUUACCGGGCGCACUGCUACCGCUGAAAUGUUGGAAAGACCGCAAGAAGCGAUCUUUGCCGAGGCUUGCCGCUUGCUGCACUUAGUCAGCACAACUGCCGGUGAAGGCCACAUAGAUCGGGUGGCAUUGAACAGAGCUGCAGCUUUGAACUCACAAAAGGCUUUGCUAUUGGCAUCUGAAUGGUUUAAAAAGACAACUCUCUUGGAGCUGUUUGGAGGAACAUCCGUGAGGGCUUCAUAUGAUUGCGCGCCCAAGCGGUAUCGUGCACAGUUUCUUUGCCUUCUCUAUCGCUUGCUGUUGAUUGAGACUCGUCAAUUUGGGGAGCUUUCAUGCAGACCUGCUUGGACAAAGAUCCUGCAGAACUUCCCAGAGCUCGCCUUGUGGCAAGAUUUCCGUGAGCGAUUGCAAUGCCAUGUUUGGGACAACAGCAGCGACCCGACGCCCGUGGAACCCCGCGCUUAUGCAGAUGAGGUGACUCCAUCGCCGGAGGAUGAGGGGCCGAUGGAUGAUGCCACCAAGGCGCAGAAACUUCUGGAUACUUACUGGACGCUCCUCUCAGGCCCUGUUUUUCAGACGGCCUACGAGAAGCUUCGGCACCGUGGCAAGAUGACUCUUCAGCUGGGCCUCAUGCAGCUGCUGGAAGAAGCCACACAGGAGGCUGUGACACAAAUUGGUGAGAAGAACUUUAAGGUAACUGGGAGCGGCACUCCGAGCACUGCGAGCGGCGACCGCGGAGCUUGGAAGUUCAAGCAGUCAGUCGAAUUGGUCAAGGAGCAUUGCAAGGAUGAGUCCAUCCGGCGAAAAGCUUUAGAGUUAGAGCGAAUGGUGGACUAUCCUGGAAAGCUCUUUGGGAUUGACAACAAAAAGGAUCCAUCCAACCGUGGCAGCGUGCACAGCCGCAGUCGCAGUCGCAGUCGCCGCCGCAGCCGCAGUCGCCGCCGCAGUCGCCGCCGCAGCCGCCGCCGCAGCCGCAGUCGCCGCAGUCGCCGCCGCAGCCGCAGUCGCCGCAGCCGCAGCCACAGUCGUCGCAGGCGGCGACGGUGCAGCCGCAGCGGUAGCCGAGGCAGUCGCCAAAGCCGGCGACGAAGCCGCAGCAGAAAGAAAUCAUUUGAUGCCAGAAAUGGCGACAAAGAGACUGCACCAGGAAGUUUGGAGAAGAAGGAGAACAAGUUGAACGAGAAAGAUGAGGGACCGGGAAAGAAGCCUGCGGAUGUUGAGGGCGGGAACCUUCGAAUAGGACGUAGCUCCGAUGGAAAGCCAACGUAUAGACGUCAUUGGGAUGUGAAAGAAGGAGAAAGAGAAAACGCGCAGGACGAUGUAAAGAGAGAAUGUGCAGCAUGGGCUCGUCCAUGGCGACUGGCCAUAGCUGCCAUCCUUCCAUCAGGUGCAGAUGGUGUGCUGCCGUUGACUCAUCCGGAUUUGCGGCAACUUAUUGCCGACUUAUGGUUCCAGGAGAUUUUGACAUGGUCAGAGAGUCAAGACAGCAGGUGCCUUGGGCUUUUCAAAGCAGAUGCUCAGACGCCCCAAACAUUUGGUUGGGCUGGCAGAUCGAAGGCUACACGUGGGCUGGAUCCUGACUUCCCAAUUUGUGAAUGGGCUUUCGUUCCUAUGUCUGACCUACUCCUCGUAGUAGCCGAGGGCAUUAUCGGAAUAACAUCAGAAGGUGUUUUUGCUGACAACUUCCCCAACCAUCAACGGUUCUCAUUGGAGGAGCUGCGUGAGAAGGUGGAUGGAAGAAGCUAGAGGAUGCUUCUGACAAAAACCAAGCGACUCAGCAGACCGACCCAGUGUAA